AUGGCGGAUAGUCUUCUCGAUAACUACAACCCUCUCUAUGAUAUCCAUCUUCGUCAAUACUUUGCACUUCCCCAUAUGCAAAAACACCUGCAAAAAAUGGGAUUGCUCGAGUCGACGCUCAAUUUGAAUGGCGACGAAGUCUAUGCGCGUCACCACGCCAUGAUGGACAUGAUGCUCAAGAACAGAGAAGCACAACUUGUCAAAAUGGCUGAAUUACGCAAGAAGCUUGACGCCGCCGAGAAGGUUGAGUGUUGCCGACGCAUUCGGACCGGUCAAAGCCCAGAGUCAUACCGUCAAGGAAAACCGAGCCGAAGCUUGAGCAGAAACCGUGCUGGACAAAAAAUAAUAGCAGUGGUGGUCGUCAACGAGCGAAAUACUGAUCCGGUGGAGCAAAACACACGUGAUCCAUACAAGAGAUUGUCAGCAAAUGCAAAACGAUUCAAUUAUUUGCAUAAGCUUGAUGACAACACCCUUGUCGCUUACAAGGACAAUCUCAAGAAACAACUGCAACGACUUGAGCGUUUCCGUGAGAUCUCAUUUGGUCCACACUCGGUUGCACGUCAGCCACCACCACCACAGGCUUCGUGGUUCUUCCGACGAAGGUACGUGAAAUCUGAAUAG
Messenger RNA from Caenorhabditis remanei, 621 nucleotides. RefSeq lists its product as uncharacterized. Lineage: Eukaryota; Metazoa; Nematoda; Chromadorea; Rhabditida; Rhabditidae. Bases 1 to 621 code for a protein of 206 amino acids. The record is from RefSeq and is a predicted model, not a curated record. The transcript has 6 exons.